Salvia splendens (bonfire salvia) is the source of this 1463-nucleotide messenger RNA. RefSeq names its product lipoyl synthase, chloroplastic. The record is from RefSeq and is a predicted model, not a curated record. The transcript has 6 exons. NCBI's taxonomy places the organism in Eukaryota, Viridiplantae, Streptophyta, Magnoliopsida, Lamiales, Lamiaceae. Gene Ontology annotation, cellular component: mitochondrion; chloroplast. Bases 175 to 1215 code for a protein of 346 amino acids. Gene Ontology annotation, biological process: lipoate biosynthetic process. Gene Ontology annotation, molecular function: lipoate synthase activity; 4 iron, 4 sulfur cluster binding.
UUAAUCAUUUUUAAAAUUUAUUUUCCAACAAAUUCCAACUAACUGCAGCGGCAGCUCAACCACGCCGCGGAUAUUCCGAUGCCAGAGACACACAUCUCCUUCUUCGAUUCCUCCGCCGCAUUUCCAAAUUAAUCAUUUCCAACUCCAUCGAUUCCUUCUCAAUCUCAAACCACAAUGAUUCACCACUGCAUUCCCAAGGCGCCUCUACCUCCCUCACCGACCUACACACCCAAAACCCUCACCAUCCGCUCUCAAUUAGACCAAAAGGCGCCUCCAGGAGUGUUGGGACCCUACACGGGGCGGGACCCCAACGUGAAGAAGCCUGGGUGGCUUAGGCAGAAGGCGCCGCAGGGGGAAAAGUUCGAUGAGGUCAAGGAAUCGCUCUCUAGGCUCAAGCUCAACACCGUUUGUGAGGAGGCGCAGUGCCCCAACAUCGGGGAGUGCUGGAAUGGCGGCAGCGAUGGCAUCUCCACCGCCACCAUCAUGUUGCUAGGCGAUACCUGCACUAGAGGCUGCCGCUUCUGUGCCGUUAAGACCAGUAGGAACCCGCCGCCCCCAGAUCCAAUGGAGCCCUACAAUACUGCCAAGGCUGUUGCAACUUGGGGUGUAGAUUAUAUUGUUUUAACCAGUGUGGACCGAGAUGAUAUACCUGACGGUGGAAGUGGCCAUUUCGCAGAAACAGUGAAAGCCAUGAAGACACUCAACCCUGAAAUUAUGGUCGAGUGUUUAACAUCAGAUUUCCGAGGGGAUCUAGAGGCUGUAUCCACGCUUGUUCACUCAGGGUUGGAUGUGUUCGCCCACAAUGUUGAAACUGUGAAACGACUGCAGCGGAUAGUCAGAGAUCCUAGGGCUGGAUAUGAGCAAAGUUUAUCAGUUUUGAAACACGCAAGGCGCGACAAGGAAGGGAUGAUAACAAAAUCAUCUAUUAUGCUAGGACUUGGUGAAAGUGAUGAUGAGCUGAAGGAAGCCAUGGCUGAUUUAAGGGCGAUUGGCGUUGACAUUUUGACUAUAGGACAAUAUUUACAGCCUACUCCAUUGCAUCUAACAGUCAAGGAGUAUGUUACCCCCGAAAAAUUUGCUUUCUGGAAAGAAUAUGGAGAAUCAAUAGGUUUCCGUUAUGUUGCCAGUGGACCGUUGGUUCGAUCAUCAUACAGGGCGGGAGAGCUCUUUAUCAAGACUAUGGUGAAGGAGAAGAACAAUAUUGGAUCUGUUUGACCUCCCGACACAUUUUAGAGGACCUGGAUUCUUUGGCUACCAAUUAUACCCAAUGCAUUGGUAGAUAGCAUUGUACCCGCAGUGAAUACUAGUAGUUCGUAUAAAUAUUUAUUUUCAAAAUAAACAGGCAUGUUUGUUGCAUUUAUCAUUUUUUCCAAUCAACUUUCUUAAUUAUUGUAAAAUGCUUAAUAACUUUAUGUAAUUGGGACCGGGGAUUAUUUAUAUUAGUUGGACAAGGUUUUAAACGA